This is a messenger RNA of Rana temporaria (common frog), 2104 nucleotides long. It is a transcript of the gene NAPEPLD, whose product is annotated as N-acyl phosphatidylethanolamine phospholipase D. NCBI's taxonomy places the organism in Eukaryota, Metazoa, Chordata, Amphibia, Anura, Ranidae. Bases 248 to 1495 code for a protein of 415 amino acids. The record is from RefSeq and is a predicted model, not a curated record. Gene Ontology annotation, molecular function: N-acylphosphatidylethanolamine-specific phospholipase D activity; zinc ion binding. The transcript is spliced from 5 exons. Gene Ontology annotation, biological process: N-acylphosphatidylethanolamine metabolic process; N-acylethanolamine metabolic process. Gene Ontology annotation, cellular component: cytoplasm; membrane-bounded organelle.
GGCGGGCAGAUGGCAGUGACAUGCUGCUGAUGAGGAGGAGCCGAUCGUUGCUCCGGAGCUGUGUACAGUUCCUGGUAGUAUCUCAGCCCGCAGCCUCGGUUGGUGGCACGGAUCGGCGUGACGGUGAUCUCGUACACGGCAGGGCCGGCGAUCUGUGCGGUGUGACCCGGAUCGAGCAGCACAGGGCGAUCGGAGCGAUGGCAGAGGAGCAGCGGGUGGAGGAGGCGGAGAGGUGAGCGGGCACAGCAUGGACGGAGGGGUGUAUAGAGCAGAGUGCAGAUUAUAUAAGGCUUCAGACGAAGAUGAAAGGGAUGAAGAAUGUUUAACAUCGAACCAGUACCCAAAAGAGACAGUCCGGAAACGCCAAAACUCAACCCGCAGUUCAAGAAGCAGCGAGUCUUCACGGUCUUCCAGAAAAAGCUUCAGGCUUGAUUUGAGAUUGGAAGAGGAUGUGACCAAGUCUGUGAAGGGCAAUAAUGGGAGAUUUGUCAAUCCUUGGCCUACCUGGAAGACUCCUGCCCUUUACAGUGCUAUGAAAUGGGCUCUAACGGAGAAAGAUAAUAGCAAUGUACCCCAUUCAAAAGAGGAACUUGAUAGGGAACUUCCAAUCAUUGAGCCAUAUUUUGUGCAACAUUCAGAGUCUGCAGGCAAGUUGGAGACUGGGAUACGGAUCACCUGGUUGGGGCAUGCAUCGGUCAUGGUGGAAAUGGAUGACUUGACAUUUCUUACAGAUCCUGUUUUCAGUCAGAGAGCCUCUCCAAUAAGUAUUGCAGGUCCAAAGCGUUUUAGAGGACCACCAUGUACUAUAGAGCAGCUUCCAAAAAUCGAUGCUGUUGUGAUAAGUCACAACCAUUAUGAUCACCUGGAUUACAACACUGUACUGGAGCUGAAUCAGCGGUUUGGUACUGAACUGAGGUGGUUUGUUCCCUUGGGGCUCCUAAGCUGGAUGCAAAGCUGUGGCUGUGAAAAUGUUAUUGAAUUGGACUGGUGGGAGCAAAAUUGUGUUCCUGGACAUGAUGAGGUGACCUUCGUUUUUACCCCCGGCCAGCACUGGUGCAAAAGGACACCAUUUGAUGAUAACAAAGUACUGUGGGGUAGCUGGUCUGUUCUUGGACCCUCAAAUAGGUUCUUUUUUGCUGGCGACACUGGUUAUUGUGCUGCUUUUGAACAGAUUGGGAAAAGAUUUGGGCCCUUUGAUGUAGCAGCAAUUCCCAUUGGAGCCUAUGCGCCAAGAUGGUUCAUGAGGUGUCAACAUGUGGAUCCAGAAGAAGCAGUCAGAAUUCAUGCUGAUGUCCGUGCCAAGAAGUCUGUUGGGAUUCACUGGGGAACAUUUGCACUAGCUAAUGAGCAUUACUUGGAGCCACCGGUGAAACUGAGAGAAGCGUUGGAACGAUACGGACUUACCCAGGAAGAUUUCAUAGUCCUGAACCAUGGAGCCUCCAAACUCUUUAACGUGGGAAUCAAUGGCGACCUGAAGGAUGAAUGUAGCAAAUGAUGACCGCCUGUAGCAGAACCAGCUUCUGGUGUUUUUUUAACUUUACUGACCUGUUCUACUGACUUGCACCAAAGUUUGUGUAAAUUUUGUUUUUUUAUCAGGAAAUCAAUAAUAGGUGUUGCAAAUGUAUAUUACUUGAAUAACACAUUGAAUUGUGUUUUUGGAGAUGACUACAUUUAGAGCCUAGUAAGCUGGUAUCUGCCAAACAUUUUACGUUUGGACACGCACAUUACCAGCAGUGCACAUUGCUUGCAGUUUGAGACGCAUAUAACAUAGAUGGUGCCUUUUUUUCUUUUUUUAGCGAAAAGUAACACUUUGGUUGUUGGGAUGCCUACAUUGCAUGCACUCACACUUUGGCAUGCAAACAAGCUGUAUUUUAUCAUUUCUAUACAACAGCAUACUAUGGUGUAAUGUAAUCCAUAUCUGCUCGUAUUGACUAUACUUUAUAUUUUCCACCUUUGCAUACUCUGAGUCAUGGCUAAGCAAUGAUAUAAACAAUAACCCUACCUUUUCCACACUACCCACUGAAGUGACUUCAUUAAAAUAGAUGAGUAGUGUGGAGACAUGGUGGUAAUGGGAGCAGAGCUAAACAUAUUAGUCACGCUAACA